GACCCGGAUAUAAUUCACAACCUGCACACACACAGUUCAGCCAUCAGAGAGGCAGAGUGGUGAUGAGUUGGUGCAUCCAUGAAUGCACGGCGGCGUCACGGUCCUAGAAGCAGCCAGGACGGGGUGUACGCUGGGCCGUCUCAGACCCAGUCCCAGCUGGUCCAGCAGCUGGAAACCCCCCUGGCUGUCCCAGCACCCAUCGCCCCUGUCCUAGACACAUUCAGCAUGUCCUGCCGAGACCGUACCAGCGAGUUUCAGUCGGCGUGCAAGUCCCUGCAGGGGAGACAGAAUGGAGCACAACCUGUGAGAGCUGUCAACAGUGCAGUCAGACAGCGGAGUGAAUUCACACUCUUGGCUAAGCGAAUUGGAAGAGACCUCAGCAACACUAUUGCCAAGUUGGAGAAGCUCACAAUCCUUGCCAAAAGAAAGUCCCUUUUUGAUGACAAAGCAGCUGAAAUUGAUGAACUCACUUAUAUUGUGAAACAGGACAUUAACAGUCUAAAUAAGCAGAUAGCUGGCCUGCAGGAACUCGUUCGAUCACGGAGUGGACAGAAUGGCAGACAUCUUCAGACGCAUUCCAACACCAUCGUAGUCUCUUUACAGUCCAAACUGGCAUCGAUGUCGAGUGACUUCAAGUCAGUCCUGGAAGUCAGAACAGAGAACCUAAAACAGCAGAGAAGCAGGCAAGAGCAAUUUUCUCAGACUCCUGCCUCGUCCUCCUCUUUCCACGCCAACAACUUCAACAAUUCGGUGCUUAUGCAGGACGACUCCAAGAAGACGGAUAUAUCUAUAGAUAUGGACCUCAGCUCCAGUCAGCAGAUGCAGUUAAUCAGUGAACGGGAUUCAUACAUUCAGAACCGUGCUGACACUAUGCAGAAUAUAGAGUCCACCAUUGUGGAGCUCGGAUCCAUAUUUCAGCAGCUGGCUCAUAUGGUGAAAGAACAGGAAGAGACUGUACAAAGAAUUGAUGCUAAUGUCGAGGACACUCAGCUGAACGUGGAUCUCGCGCACACAGAGAUACUCAAAUAUUUCCAGUCUGUGUCCAGCAACCGCUGGCUGCUCAUCAAGAUGUUCCUAAUCCUCAUCAUUUUUUUCAUUGUCUUUGUGGUUUUCAUGACCUGAUGUCCACUCUUAAGAGGCGCAGAUUCGGGUGAUUCUCAGUAUUUGAGGAAUGAAAAGGGCCGUUCUCUCAGUCUCUUUUUUUUCUUUUCUCUGCUCUUUCUAUCCUCACUGGCUGCCAAGCUCUCUUUUAGUGAUCUUCUUCCUCAAAAUGGAUGGAAUUGAAUAUUCGUAAGACUCUAUAUAGACAGAGCAUUUGUCAGUUUGUAGUUGAUUUAAAACAGUCUGUCCAUUUAAAUUUCAAUCUGAUAUGUUUCUGCAUCUGAGGGUUGUCCCCCCUAAAAAUAUGAUUUAAAAACCACUGUGUAUUGUAAAUAAC
This is a messenger RNA of Sinocyclocheilus grahami, 1438 nucleotides long. RefSeq names its product syntaxin-5-like. Bases 79 to 1122 code for a protein of 347 amino acids. The transcript is spliced from 11 exons. Gene Ontology annotation, molecular function: SNARE binding; SNAP receptor activity. Gene Ontology annotation, cellular component: Golgi membrane; SNARE complex; endomembrane system. NCBI's taxonomy places the organism in Eukaryota, Metazoa, Chordata, Actinopteri, Cypriniformes, Cyprinidae. Gene Ontology annotation, biological process: vesicle fusion; intracellular protein transport; endoplasmic reticulum to Golgi vesicle-mediated transport. The record is from RefSeq and is a predicted model, not a curated record.